AUGGAGCCGCUCACCAUCGCCGACCAGGCGCGUGCUACCAAAGCCUGCCUAGGUCAGCUACUAUCCGAGACAAAGCAAAUGGCCACCAGCGACGACACUGCAAUACAACCAAACACCAUUGAAGACUUGAUUGACAGAUUUGCGCUGUGGGCAGGUAGCUUAGGGGCCCUUCAAGCCCCUGUCAAGAUGUUGUCCCUCGACUACAGGCUUCAAGAUGCCCGGGACAUCCGGGACCAAAUAUGCGCUUACCUUGCGAAUCUACAGGAAGCUACUAUAGACCUGAAAGCGAUUGCCACAGGCAAAAGUCCAAAUCGUCCCAUGCACGAGGGAUCUGAUGACGAUGAGGAGCCCAUCGAUUCUGACAACGCGCCUAAGGAUGAGGCUCACAUGCUCGUCGAGGUCAUCGACCAGUGCAUUCGGUCUCUGUUCCGCAUGGGGGUUCUGAUCCGCCAGGCGACUCCGCAAGAUCGUUUCAAAAGGGCAAUGCAGCAUACCGAAUUGGCUUUUCCUAAUACAUUCGACAUCCAGCACGUGGAGCGCAAGCAUGCCAAGCUCCAGCGGCCCGAGUUGAAGUGGUUUGCCCAACGUCUGGGUAACGCAAUGGCGAAGCGACGACAGUUUAUCAAAUAUUGUCGAGAUCACAAGUCACGACUAAGUACUGUCCACGUUGAUGUCCCGGCCGAGACGGAGACAAGGACGGAACUACUCUUCAAAAAAGCUAUCAAGUUCAUGCAGACAAAAUAUUUGAAUGCAGAUUUCCUUCAAUCCAAGCUUGAGGAAGCGGGUGAUGCUGCUUCAUUGGUGUCCGCGUCAACGACAUUCGACCCUGACACGUUGCUGAGGCUGCCCUAUUUGGAAGAUUUAUCGCCUGAUGAUGAGCCUUUCGAGUGUCCAAUAUGCUUUACCCUGCAGGAUUUCCAUGACGAGAAGGCUUGGAAACUGCAUGCCUUCCGAGAUCUCAGAGCGUAUGUGUGUACAUUCCGCGAUUCAAAGUGCCAGAACGAGCUCUUUGACGACAGGGAUAAAUGGUUCGAACAUGAACUUCAGUAUCAUCGGUCACAGUAUACUUGCAAUCUCUGUGAGAAGGGUGUGUUCACCUCCAAGUCCGAAUUCGAAUUACAUAUUGAAUCGUCGCACGGUUCUUUUGCUCCAGACCAAAUGCCAAUGUUGGUCGACAUCAGCCGUCAAGUCCCCUCGUCGUUCAAUGCACGGGACUGUCAAUUCUGCGACGAGUGGGCUGAGUGGCUACAAUCUCGCAGGAAUGGACAACAAGUCUCCAAUGUAACAGUCUCCCCGAUUCAUUUCAAAAGACACGUGGCCACGCAUCAGGAGCAACUCGCUAUAUUUUCGGUACUCAGAUCAAGCGAGCACCUCAGAUCCGACAAUUCACAGGCCACACUCUCUAAGUCAAAGGAGCUUCCGCUCCAACUGACCUCCAAAAAAGCACAGGUUGUGACCGAGUCCAUGAAGGCUUCUCGUCGACCAACCUCCAAAAAAGCGCAGGCUGUGACCGAGUCCACGAAGGCUUCUCGUCGACCAGACUACAAAGAUCCAGAGGCUGUGUUCGAUAUCUCGAAGACAUGGACCUGUUGUAAAUGCGGCAAUUAUAACUUCGGGACACCCGAUGUCCAGUGUGCGAAUUGUCAACAUCUCAGAGACAAGAAUUGCCAAGUACGCAAGGAACGCGUUACUCUUUCUCGAUCCUAUCGUGAACAGCUGGAGAUCCGUAUCAUUCUGGAUAUUGAGGACUGA
Thyridium curvatum is the source of this 1752-nucleotide messenger RNA. RefSeq lists its product as uncharacterized. Bases 1 to 1752 code for a protein of 583 amino acids. NCBI's taxonomy places the organism in Eukaryota, Fungi, Ascomycota, Sordariomycetes, Thyridiales, Thyridiaceae. The record is from RefSeq and is a predicted model, not a curated record. The transcript is spliced from 4 exons.